AUGUGCGCCGCCGUCUGCGUGGUGGUCACGGUGCCCACCGAGGCCGAGGAACUGAAACUGGACGCCAGUUUGACCAAGCCGUUGGCCAGCACCUCAUAUUGCGCCAGCUGCGGCGGCUGGGUGAGGAGCUGGUGCCCAGAUGCGCCGAGUGGCGGUCUGUGCGAGCGGUGUGGCCGCUUGAGUCAGAUAGCCGGGAGCAGUGUGCAUCCAAUGGAGUCGAGCACUACGCCAGCGCUUAGGAGCCAGAGCAGGGCCCUGCAGCUGCCCAAUCUUGGGGAGGACGCGCCUUUGGAGCAGCUCUUGAGGGCCAUUGCCCAGGAGCUGCGCUUGGAGGACGUCUUCUGGUCGCACGACAUCAGCGGGAGGCAGCUCCAGGCACGCUUCGACCUGCUGCAGGAUGAGCGCUACGAGAGAUUGCUGUGCACGCUGCAGGAGUGGGGCGUUGGCGAGCGAGCCGGCACCCAUGUGUCCGCCCUCACCUGCCUGGAAACGCGGGCUAGGCCCGGCCAGCAGCUGCCCAGACAGCACCUUGACGAAGUCGUGGAUCAGCAUCAGCAUCCGCAUCAGCAGCAGCAGCAGCAGCAGGAGCAGCAGCAGCAUCACGAGCAGGGCCAGGGCUGGCAGAGCUUCAUGGACUCGGUAAGAUGUAGGCUGAAUGUGAACCAGGUGGUGCGCCAGGUUCGACGGGAUGCCACCCUGACCUUUGACUUCGUGGUGCUGCUCAUGGCUGCCGCCCUGCUCUCGUGCGUGGGUCUCGUCGAGAAUAGCUUCCUGUUCCUCUCCAGCUCCAUGCUGAUUUCCCCCCUGAUGGGCCCCAUCAUAGCGGCCAUAUUCGGAUCGGUGAUCGGCGAUCGGGACCUGCGUUGGCUGGGCCUGAAGAACGAACUGCUGGGCAUAGCUGCGUCCGUGGCCAUUGGAUUCUUUUUUGGGGCCAUGGUCUGUGGCUUCGGGCACUUCUUCGCCAUAUCCACGGGUCUCACGGAGGAGAUCGUCUCCCGCUGCGACACCCACUCCCUGGCCAUCGGAGUAUGCACCGCCCUCGCCUCGGGGGCAGCGGGCGCCAUAGCGGUUCUGGGUGGCAAUACGGGCUCCCUGGUGGGCGUGGCCAUCUCAGCCUCCCUGCUGCCGCCCGCUGUGAACGCCGGACUUCUGUGGGCCCUGGCCAUCGGAGUCCACAUACUGCCGCCCGACCAUGAGCCCCUGGCCAGCCUGGCGAAGCACAGGCUGUACUCCUCGCAGCUCUCCGUUGAGCUGCUGGUUUGCGCCGCUGUCAGCAUGGGCCUCACCCUGCUCAAUAUCAUUUGCGUUUGGCUGAUGGGCGUGGUGGUUCUGCGGAUCAAGGAGGUUGCCCCAGCGGUUCAGCGGCAUCAGAAGUUCUGGCGCCACGACGUGCGCACAGCACGCGAGGUGGCGCUCCUGGAUCCAGCCCUGCAGACCGCCAUAGAUCGCCUGGACGAAUCGCAGCUGGAUGCGGACGCGCCGCACUACCAGCGCGCCUGGUCGACUGGCAUAGAUCGUCCGGCCGCCUCGCACACAGGAAUCGGAAGCUACGACAUUAACCUGUCCAGCAGCAAGGAUCCGCCGAACAACUACCAUACGGUACAUGGCUUCCAGGAGUUCUGCAUCACGCUGCAUCGCCUGAAGUCUGCGCCCAAGGUCCUCCCGCCGCCGACUAUAAUGGAGCUGUUCACUCGCCCGGCGCCGAGCUCCGACCAGACCAACACGGCGGGCAGUGACUUCAGCAGCUGCCGCAGUCUGCCGGACAUCGGCAGCCACUCCCGUCUCUGGCCACAUGGACCGUCCAGUGCCAUGAGCAUCCAGUGCCUGUUCGCCGGGCCUGGACCAACGGCAACUGUCCCUACGGAGGCGAGUCCGAAGGGGGAGCGCGAAAGGCGGAGUGUCCACUGGCGGGGGGAGAAACUGAAGGUCCUGAACAGCAGGGCGAGCAGUCCGCUCAGGCGGACCGGGCAGGUUCUGAUACCCCUGCCCAGGCUGGACUGCAAUUUCCCGGCGGAUCGCACCCUAAGCCUGUUGCCCUUCGGCUCGCCAAAGGUAGCGAGUCCCGACGAAGAGCAAGACGAGUUCCAGGCUUAGCACUCUGCCACUGUGCCAGCCCCAAGUCGCAUCCUUAAACCUAUUACCACCAGACGCCAGCCACCAGACGCCAUCAAGAGUUCCGCAAGCAUCCCAGAUGAAGUCCCGAGCUUCGUGUCCAGCACUGAUUACUCGCCGCUCCGGCGGCGGUGUCCUUGUUUGCCCACCACUUUAAGCCGCCAGCACUGGCGGUCGUGUAAUUUAAAAAAAUAUGUGUUUGCUAUGGCUGUGUAAAAAUUGAUGGAGA
Messenger RNA from Drosophila erecta, 2341 nucleotides. RefSeq lists its product as uncharacterized. The record is from RefSeq and is a predicted model, not a curated record. Bases 1 to 2094 code for a protein of 697 amino acids. Lineage: Eukaryota; Metazoa; Arthropoda; Insecta; Diptera; Drosophilidae. The transcript has a single exon.